AUGCGCCAUUCUGUCGCCCCUAAUCGUGCAUCACAAGUUUCAUCGAACGCAAAUGCUACUGCAGCUGCAGUUGCCAAACUCCUUGAGAAGAAAAAGGAAUAUGAAGGAGUUGCUGCUUUAGAGCGAGCAAGUGCUCUAUAUCUGGAACGUUUGGAAGCCUUAGGUGACGAUUGUGAAACAAUGGCUAAGGCUGGAGAAGUCCAUGGCCAAGUUCUGACACAGUGGCCUAAAAUGUUCCAAAUUUUGGGUCAAUUCCUUGAAGCACAAGGAACUCAAGAACCUGAAGAUGGUGGCCAAUCAGCUACGUCUUCUUCGAUGGGGCAACGCCUCGUCCGCAUCCCUAUUGAAGAAUUGCAGCCAGGAAAUGAAAAGUCAUGA
This is a messenger RNA of Psilocybe cubensis, 378 nucleotides long. RefSeq lists its product as uncharacterized. The transcript has 3 exons. Gene Ontology annotation, biological process: attachment of spindle microtubules to kinetochore; mitotic cell cycle. The record is from RefSeq and is a predicted model, not a curated record. Bases 1 to 378 code for a protein of 125 amino acids. Lineage: Eukaryota; Fungi; Basidiomycota; Agaricomycetes; Agaricales; Agrocybaceae. Gene Ontology annotation, cellular component: DASH complex; mitotic spindle; mitotic spindle midzone.